CAAAACAUAAUAGAAGUGUAGAACAAACAUUGGCAUUCUGAACAAUUUUUUUUUUCCAGAGGAAAGGAAAGGAAAAGGGAAUUGCAAAGGGGGCUAUUUUUCUUUCCUUUUCAUUCAUCAUCUCCAUAUAUUGAGGAAGAAAAAAGAAAAGAAAAGAAAAAUAGGGAUAUUGAUUUCAUAAUAUAUAUACCCCUUAUUAUUAUAUACUCCAAUUACAUUUUUCUUUCCCAUUUUCAUUUCUAAACCCUUUCCCUUCAAUUCUUCUCUUUAUUUUCCAUCUCAUUUUCCUGAAUUUGCAUUACACAUUGUGGUGAAGCUAGAAAAGAAUGAGAGACCAAAGGCCACGCCUUUAAAGGCAAUUUUUGGGUGCACAUUUGCAUGCAUAAUGAGCCGCAUUGUGGGUAAUUGUAGGAGAAAAAUAUCAUUGGCUUUUAUGAGGUUGUGGAUUUGAAGGGAAAAAUUGGAGUCUUGAUUGAUCUCCAUUGUGUUUGUUGAGAAAUGAGUGUUUCCGCCAGUGUUGUGGUUGGAUCUCAUGUAUGGGUUGAGGAUCCUGAGGUAGCUUGGAUAGAUGGGGUAGUUGCUGAAGUCAAUGGUGAAGAGAUCACAGUUAACUGCACGUCAGGGAAGACAGUUGCAACCAAUCUAUCCCAUGUGUACGCAAAAGAUACUGAUGCGCCUUCUUGUGGCGUGGAUGAUAUGACAAAACUUUCUUAUCUGCAUGAACCAGGAGUUUUGCAGAAUUUGAGAAGUCGAUAUGACAUGAAUGAAAUUUAUACUUACACUGGGAGCAUAUUGAUUGCCGUGAACCCCUUCAAGCGGUUACCCCAUUUAUAUGAUAAAAGUGUGAUGGAACAGUACAAAGGCAUUGCACUUGGGGAGCUGCCCCCUCAUCCUUUUGCUAUUGCUGAUGCUGCUUACAGGCUGAUGAUUAAUGAGGGGAUAAGCCAGUCAAUUUUGGUGAGUGGAGAGAGUGGAGCGGGCAAGACAGAAAGCACAAAAAUGCUUAUGCAAUAUCUUGCAUAUAUGGGAGGACGAGCGGCAGCUGAGGGAAGGAGCGUGGAGCAGCAAGUCCUUGAGUCAAAUCCGGUUUUAGAAGCCUUCGGUAAUGCUAAGACAGUCAGAAACAACAAUUCAAGUCGUUUUGGUAAAUUUGUGGAGCUCCAGUUUGAUAAAAGAGGGAGGAUAUCCGGUGCUGCUAUCAGAACAUAUCUGCUGGAACGAUCACGUGUUUGUCAAGUUUCUGAUCCUGAGAGAAAUUAUCACUGCUUCUAUUUGCUUUGUGCUGCACCACCUCAGGAUGUUGAAAAAUACAAAGUAGGGAAUCCUAGGACAUUUCAUUAUCUGAACCAAUCAAAUUUUUUUGAACUAGCUGGAGUAGAUGAGUCAGAGGAAUACCUGGCAACGAGGCGGGCUAUGGAUAUUGUUGGGAUCAGUCAUGAUGAGCAGGAUGCUAUUUUUAGAGUAGUUGCUGCGAUUCUUCACUUGGGAAACGUUGAAUUUGCAAAGGGAACAGAAACUGACGCUUCGGAACCUAAGGAUGAUAAGUCUCGGUUCCAUCUUAAGAUUGCAGCCGAACUAUUCAUGUGUGAUGAGAAGUCUCUUGAGGACUCCAUGUGCAAACGUGUCAUGGUAACUCGUGAUGAGACCAUUACAAAGUCCCUCGAUCCACAGGCUGCAGCUGUCAGUAGAGAUGCUUUAGCCAAGAUAGUUUACUCAAGAUUGUUUGAUUGGAUAGUGAACAAGAUCAAUAACUCCAUUGGCCAAGAUCCUGAUUCAACUUUCUCAAUUGGUGUUCUAGAUAUCUAUGGAUUUGAGAGUUUCAAGACAAACAGUUUUGAGCAAUUUUGCAUUAAUUUGACCAACGAAAAGCUGCAGCAACAUUUCAACCAGCAUGUUUUCAAGAUGGAGCAAGAAGAGUAUACCAAAGAGGAAAUUGACUGGAGUUACAUAGAGUUCAUUGAUAACCAAGAUAUUCUUGAUCUUAUAGAAAAGAAACCUGGCGGGAUCAUUGCUCUUCUUGAUGAGGCUUGUAUGUUCCCAAGAUCAACAUAUGAAACCUUCGCAGAAAAGCUAUAUCAGACUUUUAAAGAUCAUAAGCGGUUCAGCAAGCCAAAGUUGUCCCGGACUGAUUUUACUAUUUGCCACUAUGCUGGUGAUGUCACAUACCAAACUGAGUUCUUUUUGGAUAAGAACAAGGAUUAUGUAGUUCCAGAGCACCAAGCAACACUUACUGCUUCAAGGUGCCACUUUGUCUCUGGCUUGUUUCCACCUUUACCUGAAGAAUCUUCUAAACAGACCAAGUUCUCCUCUAUUGGCGCUCGAUUUAAACAACAAUUGCAAUCAUUGCUUGAGACACUUAAUGCCACAGAGCCUCAUUAUGUUCGUUGUGUGAAGCCAAAUAAUCUUUUGAAGCCAGAAAUUUUUGAGAAUCAAAAUGUACUACAGCAGCUUCGUUGUGGGGGAGUUUUGGAGGCUAUUCGGAUCAGUUGUGCUGGCUAUCCUACUCGGAAACCGUUUGAUGAAUUCUUAAGCCGGUUUAAGGUCCUUGCUCCUGAGGUUUUAAAUGGAAGUAUUGACGAGGUCGCCGCUUGCGGGAGACUUUUAGAGAAGGCUGGACUCAAAGGUUAUCAGGUUGGUAAAACAAAAGUGUUUCUUAGAGCCGGCCAAAUGGCAGAAUUAGACACCCGCCGAAAUGAGGUCCUUGGCAGAUCUGCUAGCAUCAUCCAGGCAAAAGUUCGCACAUAUUUCGCUCGCAAAACUUUUUUGUUGUUACGGGUUUCAGCAAUCCAAGUCCAAGCUGUUUGUAGGGGCCAACUUGCACGGGCUAUCUACGAGUGCAUGAGGAGAGAAGCUGCCUCUCUGAGGAUCCAAAAAGAUGCACGCAAGUACCUUGCACGGAAAUCUUAUAGAUUGCUGUGCUUUUCAGCUGUUUCAAUUCAAGCAGGAUUGCGUGGCAUGGCUGCUCGAAAUGAGCUUCAAUUCAGAAAGCGAACAAAUGCAGCUAUCUUUAUCCAGAGUGAUUGGCGGAGAUACUUGAAACGCCUACAUUAUAGGAGGAUGAAGAAAGCAGCAAUUGUGUUACAAUGUGCCUGGAGAGCUAAAAUGGCCCGCAGAGAACUACGAAAGCUAAAGAUGGCAGCGAAAGAAACUGGAGCUCUCCAAGAAGCCAAAAGCAAGCUGGAAAAGGAAGUUGAAGAGCUGACACAGAGACUACAGGUGGAGAAGCGCAUGAGGGACAAUUUGGAGGAAGCUAAAACCCAGGAAACAAUGAAAUUACAGUCUGCAUUGGAAGAGACGAGGCUUCAGCUUAAAGAAACUAAAGAGCUGCUCGUGAAGGAACGUGGGGCUACCACAAAGGACAAUCUGGAGGAAACUAAAGCCCAGGAAACAAUGAAAUUACAGUCUGCAUUGGAAGAGACAAGGCUUCAGCUUCAAGAAGCAAAAGAACAGCUCGUGAAGGAACGUGGGGCUACCACAAAGGUUGCGGAACAAGGAUCUGUUAUACAAGAGGUCCGAGUUAUAGAUCAGGGGCUGGUCGACAAGCUUAAUGCUGAAAAUGAGCAGCUUAAGGUUAUUGUUAACUCAUUGGAAAAGAAAAUUGAUGAUAGAGAGAAAAAAUAUGAGGAGACAGUCAAAAUAAGCGAGGAGCGAUUGAAGCAAGUUCUGGAGGCUGAGUCUAAGAUAACUCGGUUGAAGGAAGUCAUGCAAAGUUCUAAAGAGCUGCUACUGAAGGAUCCUGAGGCUUCCACAAAGUUGUUGGAAGAAGUAGAGUUUCAGGUUGUAGAUCAGGAGGUGACGGGAAAGCUUACUGCUGAAAAUGAGCAGCUCAAGGUUCUUGUAAACUCAUUGGAAAAGAAAAUUGAUGAAACAGAGAAAAAGUAUGAGGAAACAAGCAAAUUAAGUGAGGAGCGAUUGAAGCAAGCUCUGGAUGCAGAGGCUAAGAUAAUUGAGUUGAAGAUUAGCAUGCAAAGGCUUGAAGAGAAACUUUCCGAUAUAGAAGACCAGCAGAUUCUUCGACAGCAAGCAUUACAUUUACCUUCUGGGAAAACUUCAAACCGAUUCGCAAUAAAUACUCAGCCUUCUGAAAAUGGUCAUCAUGAACCACAGGCUGCAACACCAGCAAGAAGGUUUGGUACAGAUUCUAUGAGGAGAUCCAACGCUGGCGCACAAGGAAAAUGGUUUGGUACAGAGUCUAUGAGGAGAUCCAUGGCCGAAAAGCAGCGGGAGAGUGUGGAUAAUCUUAUCAAAUGUGUCAGUCAAGAUCUAGGGUUCAGUGAAGGGAAACCAGUGGCGGCAUUUACCAUAUACAAAUGCCUACUUCAUUGGAAUUCCUUCGAAGCAGAAAAAACUAAUGUAUUUGAUCGUCUUAUUCAGAUGAUUGGUUCUGCGAUAGAGGACGAGACAAACAAUAAUCAAAUGGCUUAUUGGCUGUCCAACGGUGCAACAUUGUUGUUUUUGCUUCAGCACACACUGAAAACUACUAGUUCAGCUCCAAGUAAACCGCCCCAACCAACAUCGUUUUUUGGUAGAAUGGCGCAGAGUUUCCGUUCUUCAUCAGCCAACAUUGCAAUUGGUGGUCUCGACACUGUACGCCAGGUUGAGGCAAAGCAGCCAGCUUUGCUUUUCAAGCUACAGCUCAGUGCUUAUGUUGAAAAGAUUUAUGGAAUUAUUCGGGAUAACUGGAAAAGGGACUUGUCUUCAUUACUGACUUCAUGUAUCCAGGCAUCUCAAAUAUCAAAAGGUGUCUCCUCGCAAUCACCACGGAAGUCCCUCGAUGGUCGUUCUCCACCAGGUCCCUGGGACGGCUUAAUUGAGAGGCUAAAUGGGCUUCUCGGUACACUGAAAGAAAAUUAUGUUCAUCCAGUUUUUGUCCAGAAAAUUCUAAACCAGAUUUUUUCGUACAUAAAUGUUCAGCUUUUCAAUAGCCUUCUCCUUAAUAAAAAGUGCUGUUCAUUCAGCAACGGGGAGUAUGUAAAAGCUGGAUUGCAAGAACUAGAACUUUGGUGUGGCAAUGUUAAAGAAGAGUAUGUUGGUUCUUCUUGGGAUGAACUAAAGCAUGUGAGGCAGGCAGUAGGAUUUUUGGUUAUUAAUCAGAAGUCGAGACUUUCAUCUGAAGAUCUAACAACUGAUCUCUGCCCCAUUCUGAGUAGUCAACAGUUGUAUCGAAUAUGCACGCUUUACUGGGAUGAGGAUUUCAAUACUCAAGGUGUAUCCCCAGAUGUCAUUUCCAGCUUUAAGGAUCAAGCAAAAGAAGACGGGAAUGACGCAGACAAAGCAAAGGAGGCAGAUAAUAACUUUAUAUUGGAUGAUAAUUCCAGCAUCCCCAUCUCUGUUGAGGAGAUUAACAGUUCCCUCAAGGACGUUGAUUUUACCGGUGUAAAACCUGCGAAAGAACUGCUUGAACAUCCAGCCUUCCAAUUUUUAUGCGAAUAAGGCAAACGUUUCUCUAGCACAAAUUGCAUGUUUGUUGGAAGGACGUCAUCCAAGUUAGCACGUCAUGAAUAUCACUAUUGUGCAUCCACCAACCGAUUCUUUUGUCCCUCCGGUAGUUGUCUCUUCAUAUUAUAAAAUCCAAAGCCCCUUGUAAAGUUGCUCUAAGGUAGUCUCUUGUAAAAUUGUAGGUCUAGUUUAGAUAGGAGAAGGGGCAAGGAUGAAGUUUUCCAACCUAGAGCUUGUUCCACUUAGUCUUUGUUCUUCUUAUUGUCUCAUUUUUGUCCACUUUUAUAGUUGCCAUUAGUUAGAUUCUUUGUAACAAGGACUAAUUGGAGUACUAUAUUGUAAGAGCAAAUGGCCAAUUUAGUGCCCCCCCUGAGCAUAAAGGUGUCCCUUUGUCUAAAGGAUUUAUAAAUUUGAUUCAUGUAUAGCCUUCUUCAGCACAUUGAAAUGGAAUCCUAUCCCCAA
This is a messenger RNA of Nicotiana attenuata, 5901 nucleotides long. RefSeq names its product myosin-7-like. Gene Ontology annotation, biological process: actin filament organization; vesicle transport along actin filament. The record is from RefSeq and is a predicted model, not a curated record. Gene Ontology annotation, cellular component: cytoplasm; actin cytoskeleton; myosin complex. Gene Ontology annotation, molecular function: ATP binding; actin filament binding; microfilament motor activity. Lineage: Eukaryota; Viridiplantae; Streptophyta; Magnoliopsida; Solanales; Solanaceae. The coding region runs from base 499 to 5433 and encodes 1644 amino acids. The transcript has 41 exons.